Messenger RNA from Hypanus sabinus (Atlantic stingray), 1125 nucleotides. It is a transcript of the gene hrh1, whose product is annotated as histamine receptor H1. Gene Ontology annotation, biological process: G protein-coupled receptor signaling pathway, coupled to cyclic nucleotide second messenger; regulation of vascular permeability; positive regulation of vasoconstriction. Gene Ontology annotation, cellular component: dendrite; membrane. Gene Ontology annotation, molecular function: histamine receptor activity; neurotransmitter receptor activity; G protein-coupled serotonin receptor activity. Lineage: Eukaryota; Metazoa; Chordata; Chondrichthyes; Myliobatiformes; Dasyatidae. The record is from RefSeq and is a predicted model, not a curated record.
AUGGCAUUUUCCAGCCAGCCCCCAUUGGCUGUGGCUGUCCCUGUGUGGCUCUCCGUAAAAUCCAGCCCUCAAGGUGGAAAAUCUUCCUAUAGCACCCGCACUGCCGCCAUUAGUCAAGUGAGUGGGAUAUUUCAGCUCCUUGAAGAAAGGUUUUGUUGCAUUCUAGGAAAUCCUGAAAUCAUGCAAGGAGCUAUCUACAGGCAAGUUAUCUCUUCUUGUACUGCUGAGACUGGUGGAGUUGAAAACAUAGCCUUAAGCUCCAUAUCUUCACUGACUGCUAUGAAGGCUUUGGUGCCGUAUGUUGUGAAAAGAGAAAGAAAGUUGCAUAAUAUUGCAAACAUGUACGUUGUAAAUCUAUCUUUGGCAGACCUGUUUGUUGGCAUGACAGUCAUGCCCUUUAGUAUUAUCUGUAUGUUGAAAAAAAAAUGGAAACUAGGAAGAGCAAUCUGCCGGUUUAGCGACACAGCUUCCAUUUUCAGUAUUGUCAAUGUGUGCAUGGGUAGGGACCAGUCGGUUCUUGACCCACUAAAGUAUUUGAAAUACCGCACCAGAGCCAGAUCAGUCGCAAAGAUUGCGGGAUCGGGGCUUCUGUCGCUGUCUUGGCUCUUCCCUGUCUUGGGAUGGCACAGCGUUGCAAACAGAGGUAUCAGGACUGCUGCAACCAGUACGUGUGAAACUGAGUUUCGCUCUGUCACCUGGUUCAAAACUCUUACAGCAGUUCUGAACUUCUAUGUCCCAUCCAUAUUAAUGCUAUGGUAUUACACAAGAAUCUACAUGGUUGUCAGAAAGCACUGCCAGCAGAAAGGCAAUAUGCAUUGCCUAGUCACCAGAAGGAUUCUCAAGAAUAAUUUAAAGCAUUCGUUAUACAAUCGUGAAAAUGUUCUGAGCCUGCAAGGAAAGGAAAGACACGCAGCAGUUAUAGUGGCUGCCUUCCUGAUGUGCUGGUUCCCCUUUUUUAGAAUUUUUGUGGUCAUGGGGUUCUGUGAUACUUGUGUCAGCCACAGUUUACACAUGAUCACAAUAUGGUUGGGUUACAUUAAUUCAACAUUAAACCCAUUCAUUUACCCUCUGUGUAACAAAAACAUCAAGAAAGCUUUCAAAGCUGUCUUCUAUUUUUGGUCUUAA